GUCAGUACCCUGUUGAUCCUGCUCUUGCUGCUCUGACCCAUUGGUAAGGCGAAGUCAGUCUUUUCGCACUAAUGAGCUGGCGGUGGAUUUUGGUGAUGUUUACUCGCAGUUUGCCGGCAGCUUUGAAGACUUCACAGGGUUAAGAUCUCGAUUACAUCAUCGAGUUCAGUCAAACAGAUCACGAGCGGCCAUCUUUUUUGCCCCAAGAUUAACAGCUUAGGUUCCAGCGACGUGAAAACAACAAACAAGUUCAACUUCACGCGCAUUUCAGUGCUCAGGCGAGAAGACAGGUUUUGGGGAGCCGGGCUUCCUGGAAGAUACGGGAAUCAGAUAGAUCGCACAUCCGUCCCCCUCCAGUAGCUGCGGAGACGCGCAUCACCCCCCACCCACCUCUCCUUAGGAGAGAUGGAGCCCCGGGGGACAUCGGUGGCGGGGGGUGACCGGGUGUCGGCAGGGGCGACAGCGCCCAGCCCACGGAGUGAGUCGGUGACCCAUGAGUUGGAGGAGCUGACCCUGCAACCCGCCAGCUGGGGCAAGAACCACAGCCUGCCAUCGCUGAAGGACCGCAAGAACGCCCUCCAGCUCCGCCUACAGCAGAGACGCACUCGUGAGCAGCUCGUCGACCAGGGCAUCAUGCCACCCCUGAAGACCCCUGCAGCCUUCCAUGAGCAGAUCCGCAGCCUGGAGAGAGCCAGGACCGAGAACUUCCUCAAGCACAAGAUCAGCAGUCGGCCGGAGCGCUCCGAGCUGGUCCGCAUGCACAUCCUGCAAGAGACCCACGCCGAGGCCUCCCUCCAGGCCACCCAGCUGAAGCUGAAGCGGGCGCGGCUGGCUGACGACCUCAAUGAGAAGCUGGCCCUGCGGCCAGGCCCCAUGGAGCUGGUGGAGAAGAACAUCCUGCCGGUGGACUCCAGCCUCAAGGAGGCCAUCAUCGACCCCGCAGUCGGCGAGGUGAACUACCCCAAGACUCAGGACGUGUACGCCUUUGAAGAGGACAGCAGCGAUGCCCUGUCCCCCGAGCGGCCAGCCAGUCGGGACUCUCAGGGCUCGACGGCAUCCCCCAGGGACCCCAGAGCAGCCGACACCCCUGGCUCUGUCCUGCAGUUCUGCCCGCCCACCCCCCAGCCGCCAGCAGACUCCCUCAGGCCGGCCUCGGCCAAUGAGAACCUGGUCCAGUCCCGGGCGGCCGCCUCUCAGCCAAUCACCGCCACCACCGCUCCCUUGAAAGCAGGGCCCACCCUGGUGAAGCAAAGCCAACCCAAGCCAGCCGCUGAAAAGAGCCGUGGGAAGAAGGGCAAGGAGGCCAGGCCAAGGGUGAAGAAGCUGAAGUACCACCAGUAUGUCCCCCCGGAUCAGAAGCAGGAGCCCAGUGAGCCCCCUAUGGACUCAGCCUAUGCCCGCCUCCUGCAGCAGCAGCAGCUCUUCCUCCAGCUCCAGAUCCUCGGCCAUCAGCAGCAGCAACAGAGCUACAGCUACCAGGCCAUCCUGCCCGCCUCCCUUAAGCCGAUGGCAGAGGUGCAGAACGGCAGUACUAGCCUGACCCUGAGCAAUAGCGGCAGCCUGUCUGCUCCCAUUGUGGUGUCUCUGCCCACUGCCUCCCCAACAGGUGCAAGUAAUGCCCUCACCAAUCACAAGCCUGGGGCCCUACCAGCCAAUCUGGAUGAAAUGAAGGUGGCAAAGCUGAAGCAGGAGCUGAAGCUGAGAGGGCUUCCCGUCUCGGGCACGAAGACAGAUCUGAUCGAGAGGCUGAAGCCCUUCGUGGAGAGCGCUGCCACAGACAGCCAGCAAGGGGCAGCAGAGAGCAUGAGAUCCACAUCCCCCGUCUCCCCAGUCACGUCUGAGCUCUCCAACCUCAGCGCUGAGGAGGCGGGCUCUGGAGACCCCCAGGGUGAGGUGUUGCCCUCUCAACCCACCCUGCGAGCCUCGCCAGGGCAGCCCCUCCUCAAGGACCCUGCCCCAGGCCCACGGGUCUCUGAGCGAGACCAGCGCCUGCAUGAGAAGGAGAGGCAGAUCGAGGCUCUGAGACGGCAGCUGGAACAGGAGCAGCGGCUGGUGGAGGAGCUGAAGAUGCAGCUGAAGGUGGUGGAGAAGAGGGGCCAGCAGAACUCCCCCCUAAAGGAGGAGAAUGGGGUCCCCCUGAGCUGCUCCACCCCCCUGGGCCUGCCUACCCAGCCCGUGGUGGUCAAACAGGAGGAGCUUCUCUCAAACCCCCUGCCGGCUCAGCCACAGAUGGCUGGCCUGCCUCAGUUCUGCAACAGCCCCCAGCAGGACCCCCGGGCUCCCCCGGUGGUCAGGCACCAGCCCCUGACACUACUGACAUCCCAGCCUGGCACACAGAUCCUCCUGCCCAUCUCCACUGCCACCAUCCAGCUGCCUAGCAACAGCAUCAACCUGCAGACACAGCCAGUCCUACAGGCCGCCAUCUCCACUCCAGCCCCAGGCUUUACCCAGGCCUGUGCAUCUCAGCUUCAGCCUCAGAAAGGAGAGUCUUCACCUGCUCAGCAGCUACCCAAUCAGAGCCAGCAGCAGCUACCCAGUCAGGGCCAUCACAUGACAAACGCCUUCCCAGUGUGCAGCUCUCCCAGCUCUGGAGGGGGUCCUGAAUUGAGUCAGGCACAGACAGAGGCAUCCCAGUGUUUCUUGAACAGCACCUCAGACAGCAGGCCCCACCCUAGACCUGCUCUCAGCCCUGCACUUCAUAAUGGACCCACAAGCAAGCCCCCCUCCCCCUCACAGCCCACCUUCAUUCUCCAGCGGUCCACCUUUACUGGCCACGCCCCCAAGUGCAAAGACCCGCCCCGCUACGAGGAGGCUGUGAAACAGACCCGCAGCAUACAGGCACAGGUUCCCACAGCAACCAGCCAGCAGAUGGAUGAUCUGUUUGAUAUAUUGAUCGAGAGUGGAGAGAUCUCGCCUUUUGUGAGUCAGGGCCUGCCGUCUCCGGCUGUGACGGCCAGUGUCACCACCCUCCCUGUCAGCACAGCCCUGUCUCGCCCCCCUCCGCAGGUGCAGGUGGCCCCCCCGCCUGCACCGACCCUCGACCCCAUGCUGAGCCGCGACUCCACCCCCUCCCUGGGGGCCCUAGCCUCGGACCGGCAGCUGGAGGCCUUCCUGGAGGACACGCUGUCGGCUGAGCCAGGCCCGCAAGCUCUGCGACUGAUCGGAGGGCUGCACUGCCCCCUGCUGGACUCCGCCAUGGACACCUCAGAGCUGUCUGCGGCCGACCCCCUUCCCUCCCACGCCGCCUUCGAUGUGAGCGAUGGCAGGCUGGAAGGCAUGGAGUGGCUGGACCUCACCGCUCCGACGGGGCCCGGGGGAUCACUCAACCCGCUCGGCAGUCUCUUGCCAGCCACAGUCUUCUCGUCGGACCUCCUGGACAGUCACAAUCUCCCGCUCCAUUGGGACUGAGGGAUUUCAGAUAGAUCUGGCACUCCUUAAGACCUGCAGAAAGGGUGCUGUGGGCCUCCACCCUCCCUUUUCUGUGUGAUGGUCCACUCCUCCAUGAGAUGAGAGGGAAUUAAUAGUACAACCUGGCAAUUGGAGAAUGGGAGGUCAUGUAGGGAUACUACCAGGAGGUGGCAGUCAUCAGUCAGAGACCCUGACACACCCAGCCCAAAGCCUGGGUUUUUACAGGUCUGUGUGGCUACUCCUUGGCAGAAUGCCCCCAGUCAUUUGGAUUGAGCUUUUCCUCCUUGCUCUUAGGACAGAGGGUUUGGCAUUAGGGGUCUCCACCCACAAAAGGUGAUCAUGUCCCUGUAGUCCUCUCCACGGAUGUAACAUCUCUCUGACUUGGCUCUAUAGCUUCAACUGGAGCUGGGGUUAGGAUUUUGUUUUAACAAGAACUAGCAUUUUGGUACGUACAGAUACAAGUGCUUUUUUUUUGCUGAUAGGACCCCUUGUGGACUGAAGGAAGCACAGGGUCUCUUAGUUGACUGUCUCAGCAACGGAUUCAAUUAGUAAAGCUAUGGAGCUUCAUUAUACUUUCCCCCUUUGAGAUCAGCAUCAAGCGUUAUACAUUCAGGAUGCUUCGGGUUACUGGUAAGAUUAGUUUUGGGUUAAGGUUAUAUUAAGAUAACCUUAUCUUAAGGUAAGAUUAGUUUUGAGUUAAGGAUAGGGUUAGUAGCUAGAAUUUACUAGGGCAGGACUAGGAUAAGCACAGGAUUAUUACAAGUACAGUUGUCUAGCUUCAUCUAACAUACUUUCCCCAAAAACUUGAAAGAUCUAGGAUGUUUAUGCUUGCUGUUAGUGUUAAUGUUGGGGUUAGGAUAAACAUCACUGUUAGGGUAGAUUUGUGGUUUGGGUAAGUGUUAAUGUAGAGUUAGGGAUAAGGUUGGAGUUAGGGUGAGGGUUAGAGACAUCACAUUCGUGGACAGGAUCGCUUUCCACAAGACCUUUUUAGGCAGAUCUCCCUGUCUGUAGUGAGACGUACUCUGAGGAUGUGGCCAUCAGGAAUUUAAGCUUCCUGUCAAGUACCUAUCAGAACCAAUCCGACUCUCAGACAGAUGGCAUCUCCCCAUGUGUGGGAACGCUCAAAUCCCUCAUGGCUCAGCUGGCCCCAGCGAGUACAACUGAACCUCUCCAAGUCUCUGAAAGUCCAGGGUCACAGCAACACGGCGGCUGACCCUAACAAAUCCCUGAAACGGCUCGUUCUGUUUUUGUUUUGUUUUUUCCUCUUUCAGUUCAGCCUCAGUGGAUUGUAUUUCCUGGCUGCCCCUUGUAUCUGCAGCAGCUGUGUCAGCUGUUGGCGGCUGUAGCGGGUCGAAGCAACCGCGUCAGACCCCCUGACGCAUCGACACCUCGGCCCAGUGACAAAGCCACAUUCCUCUGCAGGCUUCAGGCACAUACAGGCCCAUGGGAAGGCUCUCAAUGACAUGACUCAUGGGAGGUGCAGGCCGAGAGAUUCAGAUGUGGAAAAUUCCAGGUUUCCAAUGUGCCACAAUUUCAAAUACCAGAGUCUUUUUCAAAUCAAUAUAACUGUCAUGAUCUACUCUUGGACUUGCACAGAAGAAGAAUUAUGGAGUGAUAGCUGGGCUGAUGUUUCAUCCUUUGAGGGUAAAAAAAUACUUCAUUGCUUCAUUCUGGGGAAGGUAUUUUUUAAAAGCACCGUCAUCUGGAGGUGUGGAUCCAUGUGACUUGGCAGAACAGAGAAGGGCGGGGCGGGGCACAGUUUGGGAAGACCCCAUGAAUUGUGUAAACACCGCCUACAUUCCACGACCACUGUACCCCACAGAGGAGAAUUUAUUGAUUUCAGCCAGUGAAAGUUACCGUUUCUGCCACAGAACAUUCAUUUUAGUGUCUUUCAUACCUUUUCUAUCUGACCAUGUCUGUACAUAUUUUAUUGUUUUUUUAAUAUUGCUGAAGUGUUUGUAUAUUUUUUACAUUGUGUUUUGUAUGUGGUUUUAGUCACUCUAUAUUCAAUGUGUUGCUGGACUAAUGUCUGCAGAUGAGUCAGUGUGUGCGUGCCUGCCUGCUCAUGUGCAUGCCUGGGGGAGUGGGGGAGAGAUAUGCCAUUAUGCUGCACUACAGUCUUGGCCAGUGCGAUGCUCUGGGUCAGAAGUACAACGCCAAAGCAUAAGACUAAGCAUUGGAACCAAAAUCACACUGUCCUGUGUCUACAAGUGCUUACAUGCCAGCCUUAUUUUUAGUAAGAUCUGGGGUACAAGUUAUUGGGAUCUGUAAGAUAUGGGGUACAAGUUAUUGGUAUCAAAAAAAAAAAAAAAAAAACAGUGGACACAAUCCUUUUGUCACUGCACACUAGCACCACCUUCAGGCACUGGUGUGAACAGACUUUAACCCAAAACUUUAACAUACUCUGUACUUGGCAUUUGAACCUGCUCAGGCUCGGCCCAGUUCCUUUUCCACUAUUCUGCUAGGAAUUCCAGGCCCCUUACAUGUAGAUUUUUGUUUUCAUGGUGAAUCAGAAGAUGAGAGACACCGUUUUCAGGCCUUUAGAUAUCAAUCUGACCAAAGGCUCUCGUGGUGUCAGCUGUGUGUGCGUGUGUGGUCUUUCUAUUUGCAUUCUGGAGAUGUGUGCUGCAGUGGAAUCGAGUCAUGAAGAAUCAGGUCAGGUGUGAGUUUGUUUAGCAGACGAGCACUGUCAGGCUGGGCCACUGGGAGUUUGCCUGGCCUUCUAUCCUUGUGACAGAAAGGGAACAAUACGGUCGAAUCCACUCCCUGUCCUUCGGUUUUGUUAAAUGGGACAGUAUUCAUUCCUGCUGUAUGUGUGUGUUUGUGUGAGUAUGCAUGUAUACUCAAUAUGUGAGUGAGCGUGUGAGGAAGCUAGCUACAAAGACAGAGCAGAUACAUAUUCAAAGACAUAUUCAAAAAAUGAAAAUUUACUACAAAAAAGCAC
This is a messenger RNA of Megalops cyprinoides (Indo-Pacific tarpon), 6352 nucleotides long. It is a transcript of the gene mrtfbb, whose product is annotated as myocardin related transcription factor Bb. The coding region runs from base 406 to 3408 and encodes 1000 amino acids. Gene Ontology annotation, biological process: smooth muscle cell differentiation. NCBI's taxonomy places the organism in Eukaryota, Metazoa, Chordata, Actinopteri, Elopiformes, Megalopidae. The record is from RefSeq and is a predicted model, not a curated record. The transcript is spliced from 16 exons.